Messenger RNA from Pediculus humanus corporis (human body louse), 1065 nucleotides. RefSeq lists its product as uncharacterized. The record is from RefSeq and is a predicted model, not a curated record. Gene Ontology annotation, biological process: regulation of transcription by RNA polymerase II. The transcript is spliced from 2 exons. Lineage: Eukaryota; Metazoa; Arthropoda; Insecta; Psocodea; Pediculidae. Gene Ontology annotation, cellular component: nucleus. Gene Ontology annotation, molecular function: DNA-binding transcription factor activity, RNA polymerase II-specific; RNA polymerase II transcription regulatory region sequence-specific DNA binding. The coding region runs from base 1 to 1065 and encodes 354 amino acids.
AUGGUGUUUAUUCAUAUAGAAUUCCUGUACGAGAUAUUAAUUUCAGGAUCGAACCAAUUUGAGUUGAUACACAACCAAAAAUCUAGGUGUGGAAAUUUGUCAUUCAACAAUAAAGAUAGUAAAAAAAGUGUAAAUGAAAAAAUCGAAGAUUGUAUAUACUGUGGAAAAAGUUUUCCACACAAAAUAUAUUUAAAACAUAAGGCUGAAGAAGAGAAAAAUUUAAAAUGUCAAUACUGUGAUAAAUAUUUUGAAACUGUUCAACUGUACAGGAGGCAUACAUACAGGUAUCAUAAAUUAUAUACAUGUAAAAUUUGUAAUCUUAAAUUUUUAAAAGGAGCCUAUGAGUAUCACAUGAAUUCGAUGCACAGAACAAAACCAAAAUGUAAAGUUUGUCAUAAAACAUUUGCAACAAAAUUGAGUUUGUUAGCACAUGAAAAAAAAAUACAUCUCGGUUUGAGAGAUGAAAGAUUCGAAUGUCAAAUUUGCAAAUACAAAGCUCCUGAUAAAUUUCAAUUCGAGAUACACAUAUCAAGACAUAACAAAGCUCCUUCUUUCGUGUGUGAUCAAUGUGGGAGUGGACAUUAUACAAAAACAGAACUUAACAAACACAUACAAGCUAAUCAUUGUGGUGGGUAUGUAUGCACAAUUUGUAAAAAAACAUUUCGAAGUCCCGAAUAUCUUAAAAAACAUUUAAUCAUUCACAAACCUAAUUACGAUCCGAACGAAAUAAAUUUCACUUGCGAAGAAUGCGGUAAAGGUUUUUUAAAUCAACUCGGAUUUAAAAAACAUUUAUCUAAGCAUAAAAAUGAGGGAAAAUUUUACAAUUGUAAUAUAUGUGACAAAAACAUAACAUCAAAAUCAUCAUUUAAAACUCAUUUGAGAAUGCACUCGGGUCGAAAACCAUAUAACUGCAGUCAAUGCGAAAAAACAUUUUCCGAUAAGAAAUAUUUAAUAGAACAUGAAAAUAAUCAUUCGAAAGAAAAAAUUUUCACUUGUAAUAGAUGCAAUGAAAAUUUUUCACAUUACAAACAAUUUUCCAAUCAUAAACAAUCACAUUUGAUGUAG